CUCCGCAUUGACUUGCUUAUUUUUCUUUCAAGAUGGGGAAGCAUGAGCUAUUUUGCGUUUUGUUGGUAGUGAUUCCUGGCCUUGUAACUUCUGAUUUUUUAAUAGAACAGUUCAGGAAUAUUCAGAAAAGACAUGCUGCUGAUGUGCACACCAAAGGAAUUGAAAUCUACUGGAUGAAGAUUGAUUGCAGAGUUACUUCCCGGUUUUCCCGAAAUGUCGUCACCAGUCGUGCUGUCAAUCGUGCCAAUGUAUCCAAGGAAGCCUUCUUUGAUAUGGAACUUCCUAAAACGGCCUUCAUUACCAAUUUUACCAUGUCAAUUGAUGGUGUUAUCUAUCCUGGAAUCAUAAAGGAAAAAGAAGUUGCUCAGCAGCAGUACCAGAAAGCAGUUUCAAGUGGACAGACUGCAGGUCUCGUAAAGGCCUCUGGAAGAAAAACAGAGAAAUUCAGUGUUUCAGUCAACAUUGCUGCAGCCAGCAAAGUCACUUUUGAGCUGACCUAUGAGGAACUGCUGAAGAGAAACUUUGGGAAAUAUGAGAUGUUCAUAAAAGUGAAUCCAAAGCAACUAGUGAAUAAAUUUGAGAUUGAUGCAAACAUAUUUGAGCCUCAGGGUAUCAGUGAUCUUGAAGUAGAAGGAACAUUCAUCAAUAAUGAUUUGUUACCAGUGUUAAAGAAGUCUUUCUCAGGAAAAAGGGGCCAUGUUUCAUUCAGUCCCACCAUUGAUCAACAACGAAUCUGUGAUAAUUGUACAACCUCUCUGCUGCUAGGAGAUUUUGUCAUUAAAUAUGAUGUGAACAGAGAUUCUCCAAAUAAUUUACAGAUUGUCAAUGGGUACUUUGUACACUUUUUUGCACCAAAAAAUCUUACACGUUUGCCUAAGAAUGUUGUGUUGGUAAUAGACCAUAGUGGUUCCAUGUAUGGAGAGAAAAUUGUGCAGACAAGGCAGGCACUAACAAAAAUAGUUGAAGAUUUAAAGGAAGAGGAUUACUUUAAUUUGAUACCUUUUGCAAGCAGAGUUUCUACAUGGAAAGAUACUUUAGUUAGAGCUACUCCUGAGAAUGUGAAUGAAGCAAAGCAAUUUAUUCAGACAAUUACUGCGAGUGGAUCAACAAAUCUUCUUGGCGGUUUAUUGAUUGGAGCUGAGGUGCUAAAUAUAGCUCACCAAAAUGGCACUGUGCCUGAAAGAAGUGCUUCCUUAAUUAUCAUGUUAACAGAUGGUCAACCUGAUCAUCCUACUGACAUAAUUUAUCGUGACGUUCAAAAUAAAAUUCAAGGAAAAUAUCCCUUAUACAAUCUUGGGAUUGGCUAUGAUCUUGACUAUGCAUUUAUAGACAAGCUGGCAAAAGAAAACAGUGGAUUGGCUCGUCGCAUCUAUGCAGACUCUGAUACAGCCUUACAGUUACAGGGUUUUUAUGAUGAAGUGGCCAAUCCCUUGCUUACCGAAGUGACAUUAGAGUACUCUGAAAAUGCCAUUUCUGACUUGACUCAAAAUAGUUUUAAACACUUUUAUGAUGGCUCAGAAAUUGUUGUAGCUGGACGAAUCACAGACAAUGAUCUGAACGUUAUUACUACAGAGGUGAAAGCUCAUGGUGCAUUUUACGAUCUGACUUUCUCUGAGCAAGCAGAUAUAGAAGAAACGGCUAAAGCCCUCGAAGAUCAGGAAUAUAUUUUUGGGGAGUAUAUUGAGAGACUCUGGGCUUAUCUCACUAUUCAGCAGCUUCUGGACAAACGUGACACAGCAACAGGAUAUGAAAAGUCAAAUCUUACUGCUGAAGCCCUGGAAAUGUCUCUGAAAUAUAAAUUUGUGACUCCUUUGACAUCCAUGAUAGUCACAAAGCCAGAAGACAAUGCAGAUAAAGAGGCAAUUGCUGACAAGCCUUUAGAAGGUACAUAUUUUAGUCUUGCUUUGUACAGAAUUGAUCCCAUUAUACAGAUAUCAAAGCCCAUCAUACACAUAUACAAGUGGAACAUGGUGACACCAGCAUGGCAUUGUGUCAACAGUGUGGUACUGAAGUAUCCGCAUACCUACUGGUACUCGCGCUACCUAUCUAAACAUAAAUCUCUGUUUGCAGUUGAUGGAGACCCACACUUCAUUAUAGCUGUGCCCCAGAAGGAAGAUUCCCUUUGUUUUAAUAUUAAUGAAGACCCAGGCAUUGUGUUAAACCUAAUCAGAGACCCAGUUACAGGCAUUACAGUCAAUGGGGAGCUUAUUGGAGAUGAGAGGACCAGUAAUGAUGCAGCACCACAUAACACCUAUUUUGGAAGACUUGGCAUUGUAAAUGUGCAACUGAACUUAAAACUUGAAGUAACUCCGCAGAAAAUCACCCUCUAUAAUGGCUCAAAGCAAAUGACAUUCACUUGGCUUGAUGAAGUCAUCUUACGGAAUUCAGGUUUCACUCUGAAAAUUAUCAAGAAAAGGAGUCUGGAAAUCUCACUGGGAGCUGGAGCAAGAUUUAUAGUGAUUUUGCAUCAAGCAUGGAGGAAAAAUGGAGUACGCCAGGAUUUUCUAGGAUUCUACACAGUGGACAGUCACAGAUUGUCUGAACACACCCAUGGCUUAUUAGGGCAGUUCUUUCAUCCAAUUGAUUUUGAUAUUCUGGAAGUCCACCCUGGAUCUGAUCCUCAGAAACCGGAUGCCACCAUGAUUGUCAAAAAUAAUCAGCUGAUAGUAACCAGAGGGUGGCAGAAAGAUUACACAGAAGAUGUUCGGCAUGGAAUGAAUGUCCCUUGUUGGUUUAUUCACCACAAUGGUGAAGGUCUAAUUAAUGGCUCAUACACAGACUAUAUUGUUUCCAGUCUCUUUUAGGCUAUAGAUGUAUUUCUGUUUGCCUGUGAGAAUUAUACUGCUACUGAUUUUUAGUAUUGUCAUAGAUUAGUUUUUUGUGAUUCCUAGUGGACCACAAUACUGCUGAUCUGAAUUACUUCAAAUCACAUUUCAAGAAGGUAGAUCCUCUACUCUACAGAAUAAUGGAGCUGGAUCCAAUGCACUGUUCCUCUGGCACAAUUUUCACCUUAUUCCCAGUUCCACUUUGGGGUUUGUUUCCGGGUCCCACAAUCCCGGGCAUAAUCCUGUUUAAAUAAUCAAAAGAACUCUUCUAACCUUUUACAAUGGCAAAAUAGCUGGUAGAAUCCAACCUAUAGCCUGGUAGGUCCUCACAAGUAACAGUUCUUCACAUGCAAUAUAAUUGGAAUACAGCAUACAUAUUUUCCAGAGUGCAAGUUAAUAUGAUUUUUUGAGAUCAGCAGGAUAUUGAAUUCUCCACAUGAAGUGACCUUUAAAUAAAAUUGGAAAGAUGGA
Heteronotia binoei (common prickly gecko) is the source of this 3296-nucleotide messenger RNA. Its product is annotated as inter-alpha-trypsin inhibitor heavy chain H3-like. Lineage: Eukaryota; Metazoa; Chordata; Lepidosauria; Squamata; Gekkonidae. The transcript has 21 exons. Bases 33 to 2804 code for a protein of 923 amino acids. The record is from RefSeq and is a predicted model, not a curated record. Gene Ontology annotation, biological process: hyaluronan metabolic process. Gene Ontology annotation, molecular function: serine-type endopeptidase inhibitor activity.